Messenger RNA from Meriones unguiculatus (Mongolian gerbil), 4054 nucleotides. RefSeq names its product matrix remodeling associated 7 (gene Mxra7). The record is from RefSeq and is a predicted model, not a curated record. The coding region runs from base 69 to 605 and encodes 178 amino acids. The transcript is spliced from 4 exons. NCBI's taxonomy places the organism in Eukaryota, Metazoa, Chordata, Mammalia, Rodentia, Muridae.
GUGUGGUGGCGGGGCGCGGCGGGCUCCCUCGGGGUCCCGGCGGGCGGGCACUCGGCGGCCGCGGCGCGAUGGAGGCGCCGGCCGAACUGCUGGCCGCGCUGCCCGCGCUGGCCACGGCGCUGGCACUGCUGCUCGCCUGGCUGCUGCUGCGGCGUGGGGCGGCCCCGGCCCAGGAGAGAGCGUCCCCGGCUGAGGCCCCCGGGGCUCCCGCGCCGCCUGAGCCUCCCGAGCCCUGCGCCCCGGAGCCCGCACCCGCAGAGCCGUGCCAGCCCGAGCGCGUGGCGGAGCCGGGGGAGCCCGAGGCCGAGGAGCCAGCGGCCGAGGGGAGGCAGGAUGAAGAGCAAGACUCAGACAGUGAGACAGGGCCCCCCACUGAAGAACCUGAGGAAGAAGAUGGAGCCGCCUUUUCCUUUAAGUACAGCCCUGGGCAGCUGAGGGGAAGCCAGUACAAGAAGAUGAUGACCAAAGAAGAGCUGGAGGAAGAACAGAGAGUCCAGAAAGAACAGCUGGCCGCCAUCUUCAAGCUCAUGAAGGACAACAAGGAGACGUUUGGUGAGAUCUCCGAGGGCGACAUGCAGGAGCAGCUCCGGCUCUAUGACAUGUAGGCCUGUUGCCCAGCAAGAUGUGACCCAGGAUGCCCAGACAACCCUGAGAGGCCUGCUGCAGGCGGUUGUGAUUCCCGGACUUCUGAGGGGCUCUGAAACAAACAAACAAACAAACAAACAAAAUGUGUGCUGUGUAAGGAUUGGCUUGGUCCCUGCAAUGUAUAUAUCAGGUCAGAGGAGGAAAGCCCUGACCCCUCUGGCUUCAGCUUGCUGGCGAUGGUCCAGCUGUGCUAUAGAGCUGGGGCAGGCGGUCCAGGAGAGCCGAUGAGGGCGUUCCAUCACUCUAAGCUUGCACCCUAAGCACGCUGUGUAAACAGGACAUGGGGAGAUAGACAUUACUGAGUAACACCGAAAUCUUCAUUAUGCCCACGGGGUAUUUCUGCAAGCACAGGGCGGCAGCUGAAGCAAGCAGUAGGGGAGCAAUAGUUUGGCCAAAGCCCGACGGAAGGGCUCACCCGAAGGCGGAGCAGUGGGCUCAGUAGAGUUGCUGCCAUUGCUGACGCCUACCCUCAUUGCAGCCAUGCCGUGAGCAUGUUUACACACGGAGAACAAUGCUGGGCACUGUAGACAGAAGAAAUAAAACGCACAGCAGGAUCCUGGGGUGGAGCCAUGUGUGUCCUAAGUUCAAGGUCCCUGAGGUCCAUCCCCAGCACCAGACGCCCUCCCCUCCCCGGCCCCACCCAAAAAAAUGUGAUCCAUACCUUUGGUGAGGCUAGCCCCCUUUAGAGAAGGAGAACUACUAGAAAGCAUUCGAGAAAAUGCCCAGGUCCUCUGGAAUAAUGCCUGGGGUUCCAGGGUGGGCAGGUCAGCGAUGACGGGGGUGGGGACCACAGCAGCUCCUUCGUGCCCCCAGUCCUACUUAGUGUCACCCCACUUGCCAGGAAGUGCUUUUUGUUGUUGUUUUUGUUUGGUUUGGUUUUCCAGACAGGGUUUCUCUGUGCAGCCCCGGCGGUCCCAGAACUCACUCUGUAGACCAGGCUGGCCUCCAACCGACAGAGACCCACCUGCCUCUGCCUCCAGGGAUCCCAGGCACGUGCCACCGCCACCACCUGGCUAGUAAGUAGGAAAGUUCCUAAGACCUAUUUUUUAUUUGCUAAAAUAAAGACUACAUUGACAUAGAGACACACCUCAAGCUGUGGGGAGCAGAGUUAACUUCUUAGCCAUUUUUUAAUUGUGUGUGUAUGGAUUGUGUGUGUGAGUGCAGGCGCCUGGAGAGAUGGCUCAGCAGUUAGCAGCGCUUGCUGCUCUUCCACGGGGCCUCCAUUCAGUUCCCAGCACCCAUGUCAGGCCGCUCACAGCCUCCUGGCACUCCAGCUCCUGCACAAGACCCUUCUCCACUUGCCUCCGUGAGCACCACUUUCAUAGAAGUGUAUCUGCAGCCUCGGAAGCCAUUCUCAGGUGAAGGAGGAAAUGAAGCCAUUCCUGGCGUCACUGGCAAGCUUUAACACUGAACGUUCACUCCACCCCGAGAGCUCAGACCACAAGGAAAGGCCUGUCUUCUCACCAAUGUUGAGAGGAAGAAAAACCGUUACCAUCGGGCCCUUACAAGCAAUAAGGCAGGUGUGAUGGUUCACGCUGAGCAUCAACUUGGCAAGACCCGGAGUCACCCAGGAGACACAGCCCUGGUGCCUCUGGGAGGCUGCUUCCGGAGAGGUUUAACCAAAAAGGGAAGGCCCACGCUGAAUGUGGGCGGAACCGGUCCAUGGGCUGGAGUCCCCGCUGGACAACAAAGUGCGCUGAACACGGCCCCCACCCCACCCCCCACCCCGCUUCCUGGCAGCAGACAUGGUGCCUGGUCAGCAGCACCCUCCGCUGUGACCUCACCGUAACCGACAGAUCCCCUGAACUGUGGGCAGAAUAAACCUUCCUCCCUUGACUUCCAUCUUGUCAUCUGCUUGGACACAUGGAUGAGGAAUAUAACUGACACAUCAGAGGAAAAAGGGUAACAGACAGAGCAACUUGCUUCACAAUUGUGAGGCUAGAACUCUGGAUCCCGGCGACUGUGUCACAAGCUGGGUGUCCUACAAAUGCCUGUGACUGUAACCUCAGUUCUGAUGGGGGUGGAGGCUGCAGGCUUGCUGGGGCUUGCUGUCUUCCCGCUUGCCUGAGAAGGUGCAGGGUCUUGGUUCAGAGAGAGAGACCUUGCCUCAAAGGAAUAAGGGAAAAUGACAAGGCGACACUAGAUGCUCCCUUUGGGACUCCAUUUGAACAGGAAGGCAUGCACACACACUCUUACACAUACAUACUCAUGCUUACACAUGCACACACAGAAAAAGAAAACAAAACUUUUUAAAAAAGAAAAAAAAAAAGAAAGGAGGCCAUUCAUGGUGGCAUACACCUUUAAUUCCAGCUUGUGGGAGGCAGAGAUGGAGGCCAGCCUGGUCUACAUAGUGAAUUCUAGGACAGCCAGAGCUACACAAAGAAACCUUGUCUCAGAAAACCAAAAUAGUAAUGAUGAUGAUGAUGAUGAUGAUGAUGAUGAUGAUGAUGAGCCUCCAAACUUGGUGACCUGAGCUCAGCCUACACAUUGGAAGGAGAGAACUGAUGGUUUUCUAUUGUCCUCUGACCCCCGCAUGACUGCUGAGUGUGCCUUCCCCAAAUGCACACACACAAUUUCCAAAUAAAUAAAUAAAUGAACGCAAUUUUUAAAAAAAAUGAGGCGGGAGAGGCGACUCAGUAGUUAAGAGCACACACUGCCGGUCCAGUGGACCCAAACUGGCUUGCCAGCACGCGUGUUGGGUGGCUCAAAACUGCCUAUAACUCCUUCUGCAUGGAGUCUGGAGCCUUUGUCUGUUCUCUGUGGGCACCUGCACACGUGGCACACACACAUAAAUAAAUCUUAAAAAAAAAAAAAAAAGAUGAAGAAACCCAGGACAGGAAGGAGAUAGCAAACAAAGAGGACGCUCGCUUGGCAGGCCACACGGAACAUUCAUCAGGAAUUCUAGUUCCUGGGCCAGAGCCACAGAGGUUGAAGAAAACAACCCCAAUGGAAUGUCCUUCCGAUUGAGAGAACCUCCUGGGACUCUGGGCUUCUGUCCAACCAUGGGAAUCAGCCUCAACGCCUUUGGCCACUCACACUGAACUGGUCUGCCUCUUCGCUCUGGAACCCGGCUCCUGGCUAGGCGCCCACACACACAAACAGCAGUGGCUUGUCACUACUGACACGUUUGUAUUGGUUCAAUUCCAUGUCCAAGGCACCGAUGUCUGGUUAUCAAGCCCUCGUUUGGAAGGACGGUUCCAGGCUCUUCUUUCCUUAAAGUCGCUGUGUACCUUCACAUCUGGGCAGAAUUAGCUGGCUCCAGGCUUCCUGUGCUGAGAGUCCAGGCCCCUGGGCUGGGAGGAAAGAUGUGUCGCACCAGACCUAGCCUCCGAACUUUCAUUAAGGAUGAAUUGCUUCGGGCUUUUCCCCCCAAUGUAAUUAUAAAUAAAAAUAGUAUUAUUGUUUUGAA